Messenger RNA from Bemisia tabaci, 941 nucleotides. NCBI's taxonomy places the organism in Eukaryota, Metazoa, Arthropoda, Insecta, Hemiptera, Aleyrodidae. The record is from RefSeq and is a predicted model, not a curated record.
ACUAAGAGUGUCGGCGACCCGUUUGUUAUCGGGACUUUAGUAGGACGUCAUUUUCCUCGACCGGGGGUGGCUACCGCCACUCUUGAUUAAUAAAUUUUUGAAGAUGAAACAGCAAGCGUCCGGUUGGCCAAGCUGGUGCGUUACCGAGGCGGAUAAGCAAAAAUACAUUAGGGAUUACAAAGGGAAAGAAAAUAUAGACCUUGAAUAUGACAAAAUCGUACAUAACCCUGGUUGGCGGAGCGUGAGUAAAUUGUUUCUUAAUAGUUUUUGGGGUCGGUUCGGAAUGCGGUUGAACUUCCCCAAAACCGAGUUACUUUCGGAUCGUGAUGAGAUCCUAGAGAGAUUUACCAACUUUCCCUCGAGGUAACGAGCUUCUUGCCAAUAUCGGACGACUUGCUAAUGAUCAAUACUAAGAACAUUGCGGAGGCCGUGCGACCGGGCCUGAAGACCAACGUAGUUCUGGCGGCAUUCGUCACUACGCAUGCCAGGUUAAAAUUAUACGAAUGCCUAGAAAAAACAGAUAAACGCGCGAUCUACUGGGACACAGAUAGUAUAGUGGCCUCUUUUAAGCCUAACGACGAGCGUUUACCUCUGGGGGACCAUCUGGGGGAUCUGACGGACGAACUUGAGGUAUAUGGAAAAAAUUCGUUCAUUAAAUCUUUUGUUGGUGCCGGUCCAAAAAAUUAUGCUAUGGAGAUAUGCAUAGGUGGUGAUCCGACUAAAACAACAACAGUGUGCAAAGUACGAGGCUUCACGCUGAAUUAUCGAGCGUCGAAAGUGGUCAAUUUUGAGACUGUGAGAAGAGCAGUUUUACAGGACCUCGGCCCGAUCCCCGUUCACAUACCCAAUAAAAUCGUACGCAAAACAAACUGGCGCAUCGUGAGCCGCUCAGAAUUUGAGAAAUACCGUGUGGUAUACACCAAACGUCGUCGUCUUGACAA